AUGAGCUGGCUUCGCAGUGACCGACUCGCCACGGUUGGUUUACCCGGCGGAGGCAUCAAUCUCGCCUCAUGCGCCAACUCGCCCCAUUUUCACAUUACCCUAAAGCCGGACCUCGAGGAGGAAGGGGCUUAUAAACUUCAUGGCGAAAUCAUCAUCCAACGCAUUUUCGCCGAGAACGAAACGUUCGUCCAACUUCCCACAACCAUCGCGAACGUCCCUUCUGCCAACUAUUCCGCCACUGGCCUUGUAGUGACUGAUGACAACGGUAUAGUUCCUUAUACCUCCUUCAUCGUCGAACAAGGCUUCUCUGGUCUUCCCCAUCGUCACUGGAAAACCCAGAGAGCCACUUCGGGACCCGUCUCUGUCCGCUUCACAGCUCAUCCUCGUCAAGUCAAUCGGGACUCUCUUACCUCACCACAUUUCGAUUUGAGGAAUGGAACCAACGGCCUCACCGGUUCAUUAUGGGGUGUUUUACCGGUUCAUGACCCUACCGCGGAGGACGAGUAUGACUUCACUGUGUCGUGGGACCUAGACCCAGAUCAGAGCGCGGCGUUCACCUGGGCAGAUGGCGUAGGAUCUUUCAGUCACAGAUUCUCGGGUAGAAUCACCGACCUCCUUUUCACUUUCUUUAUAGUCGGCGAUGUCCAUGCAUACCCCUCCAUACCCACAAGGAAGGGGGGCAAAUAUGGCAUGUACUGGCUGGCAGAGCCGCCCUUCAAUAUCACAGAGACGGCCAUCUUCAUUGAAAACCUAUUAGCCGAUGAGACCAGCUUCUGGGAGGAAAAUUCGGACCUACCGUACCGUGUCUUUGUCCGGGUCAAUGAGGAGACCCAGAAAGCGAGUAUGGCGAAAGGAUCGGGCGGCACUGCGCUACAGCGCUCGUUCAUGUUCGGAUACAACGAAGAGUACGGCAUCAACGAGCUCACACUAAAGACACUUUUGGCCCAUGAAAUGACACACAAUUGGACACCCUGGAUCACUGGCAGCCAAGCUGAAGCAUCACGAUUUGCGGAGGGCGCGGCAGAGUACUGGUCGCUGCGGCUGAUGUGGCGAAACGGAUAUAUCACGUCCCACCAGUUCCUCUCGGAAAUGAACCACCGUUUGUACAUGUAUUAUACCAACCCAACUCGAAACCUGUCAGAUGAAGCCGCAAUGGAGGUGGCGUGGUUGCAGCGCGAGGCCCAGAGAAUUCCCUACGGCCGUGGAUUGAUUCACAACGCCAACAUCGAUGCUGAUUUACGAGCCCAAUCCAACGGUAUGCAAGGGCUCGACCUCAUUGCCAGGGCCUAUGUCAAGAUGUGCCCAAGCAACAUUGCUUGCGGAGCCGAGCAAUGGUUUCCCCUCCUCGAAGAUGCUCUUGGCAAGAAGGCUCUGGAAGAAUGGCAUCAGACAACGACGGGUAAGCCCCUCAUCGAGCCAAGAGAGGGCAGCCUCGGCCCAUGCUUCGAUGUUUACAAGAACAGCACAGAGCCAGUGAUUUGGCAAUGGAAGCCUAAGAAGGAUGUUGACCUCUCCAGCAAGGACUGCUUGGUUUAG
Messenger RNA from Aspergillus bombycis, 1536 nucleotides. RefSeq lists its product as uncharacterized. The transcript has a single exon. Bases 1 to 1536 code for a protein of 511 amino acids. The record is from RefSeq and is a predicted model, not a curated record. NCBI's taxonomy places the organism in Eukaryota, Fungi, Ascomycota, Eurotiomycetes, Eurotiales, Aspergillaceae.